Molecule: messenger RNA, 1698 nt
Organism: Linum trigynum
Lineage: Eukaryota; Viridiplantae; Streptophyta; Magnoliopsida; Malpighiales; Linaceae
Source: the annotation of a GenBank genome assembly
AUGGCUUUCGUAUUCCGCAGAGGCCUGGUAGUAGCCCUAAUCAAUGCCGCUCUCGUCGUAGCCACGAGCUUGGCAACUGCAGAAAUAAUUAGCAGUAGCAGCAGCACUGCUGGCAACCCAUUGCUGCUCCGAGGAGAGAAAGGUGUCCGCGAUUGCAGUCAGUAUCCUUACGUUGCACCAACUACCCUUCCCACCGACCGUUUCUCUUUCCCUCCGGACUUCGUCUUUGGGACAGCCACUGCGGCUUACCAGGUUGAAGGUGCAGCCAACACCAGCGGCAGGGGACCAAGCCUUUGGGACAGAUUCACCCACGAUUUCCCAGAGAGGAUUGCCGAUGGGAGCAGUGGAGACGUCGCCAUUGAUCACUACCACAGAUUCGAGGAGGACAUAAUUAGGAUGAAAAAUAUGAACAUGGACGCCUACAGGUUCUCCAUCUCAUGGUCCAGGAUUAUACCAUAUGGCAAGAGGAGUACUGGAGUAAACAAAGAAGGAAUCGAGUUCUACCACAGAAUCCUCGACCUGCUCGACGAACAAGACAUGGAUGCCUAUGUUACAAUCUUCCACUGGACUACCCCACAGGCCUUGGAAGCCGAGUAUGGCGGCUUCUUAAGCCGUGACAUUGUGGGCGACUUCAAAGAUUUUGCUGAUCUGCUGUUCGAAGAAUACGGCAGCAAAGUGAGCAAGUGGAUCACUCUGAACGAGCCCUGGACUUACACCAUAAAAGGUUACGAAGAAGGAAUGUUUGCACCCGGCCGUUGCUCCGUCUGGGUCGACAGAGCCUGCCGCGCUGGGAACUCAGCUGUGGAGCCUUACAUUGUCACCCACAACCUUCUUCUUGCUCAUGCUGCCGCUGUCCAACUCUACCGCCAGAAAUAUCAGAGGGAGCAGAAGGGAGAAAUAGGCAUGACUCUGUGCACGUUUUGGUUUGAGCCUUACUCUGACAAAAUUGAAGACAUUGAUGCAGCCCAAAGAAGCAUGGACUUUAUGUAUGGAUGGUAUAUGGAUCCCAUUACAUACGGCAAUUACCCAAGAUCUAUGAUCGAUCUGGUUGGAUCCCGUCUGCCCAAUUUCACAACCGAAGAAUCCAAGUUACUCAAAGGCUCCUAUGAUUUUCUCGGCCUCAAUUAUUACACCGGUUAUUACUCCAAAAACAAUCCUGAUGUUGAUCCACAUCAUCCUCGGUAUCGAACCGAUUCCGGAGCUAUAAUGGAUGCUUGGAGAAAUGGAGAGCCUAUUGGGGAACCGGCUUCCCGAUGGCUGUACAUAUAUCCCGAGGGGUUCCGAUACCUAUUGAACUAUACGAAGGACAUAUAUCGAAACCCAACUAUUUAUAUUACCGAGAACGGAGUAUCCGAUGAAGAUGAUCCUUCGAAACCAAUCCAAGAGGCCAUAAAGGACCAGCGCAGGAUCGACUAUUACCAUUCUCAUCUCCAGAAUCUCCUCAUGUCCAUCAGGAACUACAACGUGACGGUGAAAGGGUUUUUUGCGUGGUCGUACGCGGACAACUAUGAGUGGAGUGAUGGAUACACUUACAGGUUUGGGCUGUAUUACAUCGACUACAAAGACAAACUGCUAAGGUACCCAAAGGAUUCUGCUUGCUGGUUCACUGCCUUCCUCGAGAAGCCCAGCCCGAAGGUUCAGCACCGGGCCCGGCCCAUCCGUGCUGCUCUCCCCCGUUCGCUCCAUCUUGGAUACUGA